GUGGAUUGAGCGUUGCUUUUGGUUGCCUCUGCUCUAAUGGAAAUCACAGGUUUAGUUCCUCUUGUGGGUGAAAACUAUGCCCUCAAGCUGAAACAUUCAAUGCAAGACCUUUUAAAUGAGAUUCCCAAAGAAUCCCCUGAUUUUUCUCGUUUCAUGAAUGCGUUUUACGAAUUGAUGCAAGCCAAGGUUGAUCCACCCUUUGAGGUGAUAUGGGUCUAUGCUGCAAUCGGCUUUCGUGGCCUCAACUCAGAAAAAGGUGAUGCCUUGGAUCGAAUAUUGGCCGCAAAAGGCUUGUUUCAGCUGUUAUCUGCGUGUUCUGCUUCCGUUGGUGCUUCAAAGAGCAUUGCUUUGUUGGUUCCUGUUGUUUAUGUGGUGCACGAAGUGCUUGUGGAGCUGUUUGGAAGGGAAUUGAGACUGAAGAGAGAGAAGAAAGCAAUGAGGGAGGUGAACUCUUUGGUAGAUACUGUUCUUGGGUAUAGCAGUGUUUGCUGUAGUAAGAUUUCUGAGGAGGAAUCUGAUUCCGUUGGUCUGAAUUUGAUUUUGCCUUUCACUGAUUUGGCUUCUGUUUGGGUGGACAAAAAUAGUGGGUUUGAAUCUUUGUUACCUCUUGUGAGCCAUGAUGUUUGUGGCUGGCUUUUUAGUAGAGAAUCUCAUGUUGAUUACUUGGCUGGUGCCGUCAUCGUGGAAGCGUUUUUCUUGAAGCUUUGCUUGUGUUUCCAUUUGGCAACGUCAAGGGAUGUAUUGGAAAUGAAUCUGAAGAGUUGGGCUGUUGGCUCAAUGUCUGGCUUUCAGAAUAUAUACUUUUUGGAGAUCCUUAUGAGGGCAGCAUUAGAGACAACUUUGCCUCUGAUCUUAAUACUGAAGCCUGAAGAUGAAAUUCUAUUGAGGAAAGUUUUGUUUGAUGCUGUACUAUUGGUGGAGUACCCUUUCCUCUAUCUAAAUACCAAGCACAUAAAAAGCCUUACCUUGACCAGAUUGAUUAUUACUCAAGAAGCUGUAGAGUAUUUUAGAGGACAUGGUGAUCAGAAUAGAGCUGUCACUUAUAGUAAGGCAUUUUCUGCUUCUCGAUUACCUUUGCAAAUAACUAAAUGGGUUACAAGCCAGAAUGGUUUGGAGGAAAAAGAUGGCAGAGCAAAUGGAUCCUCACCCAGAGCUCUUAUAAAUUGGCUGCUAAGCCUUGAGAAUCGAGGGAUUAGAGUUUUUGAAGAUGAUAUUUUAAAAAGCCAUGCUAAAUUAGGUCUUGAUUUUUCCCAAGCCGAGCAACCGGCCGGUAACUUGGAGGGCAAGGUAGCAGAUGAUGAUCUUUUUUAUGUUGAUAAUGUUGGAGAAGAGGCAAAUACAGGUGAGGAUGAUAAGCAAAACAAAUUGAUUAGUGAUGCGUUUGUAGCUGCUGCCCAAACUAUGAAGCUAUCUGAAAAUGGAAACCGAAAAAGAAAAGGAAAAAGCAGUGAAAAGAAAAUUAAAUUUGUCAAGUAUGAUCUCCAUCUAAAGUCUGAUCAAGUCAAAGCCAGUACUUCAGCCACAAAUGAUAGUUCAAGUGGUGAGAGUGAAGUUGAGGAUCCUGUUUCAGAUACAGAUGCAUAAGCUAGAACUAGAAUAACAAAGUGUUAUCUACGUCCAAGUCCACAAUCAUGCUGGAUAACUAAUGUUAUUAUGUAGUGCAUAUAGGAGGAUCCUUUGAAUGAUGGGAGGCCUCAAGAGGUGGUGAGAAGUUGCAUGCUGCCUCAUCAGUUUUGUCUCUGUGUUUCCCUGGUUUGCUAAUUUACUUCAGGCAGGCUUUUAACAAGCGUUUGGUGCGGUCACAUUGCAAUUGCUCCGGCACUUAAGCUGCUAUGCCUUCUUUUUGUGGAUUGUUACAUUUGACUGUUAAUGUGUAAUAUUCAGGUUGAAAAUUCUUAUCCACGGUCCACAAAUUGGAAGUGAAUGGGCCUUUUCCUGUUCUUCACUUCUUAGGCUCACGUUUCUUUAUGCUUUUUGCCUUUUGAAAAUUUAAUAUUGUAAAUAAUAACUCCAGAUGGAUCCGCAUGCAUGUUGAAGGCAGUUUCCUAU
Molecule: messenger RNA, 2049 nt
Organism: Abrus precatorius (Indian licorice)
Lineage: Eukaryota; Viridiplantae; Streptophyta; Magnoliopsida; Fabales; Fabaceae
Exons: 5
Coding region: 37-1584 (515 amino acids)
Source: RefSeq, a predicted model, not a curated record